UCCCCUCCUUUUUCAACAUGGCUGCAGAGUCUUCUUUCAACUAACGCUCAGAUUGGUGACUGUGUCGGUUUCUACUUUUCAGUGCCUCUUAUCUAUUUGGUGUUCAUCAUCUUUCCUCGGAUGCAGAGCACGUCCUCCACUCCGCUGUUUAGAUUUCACUGAGUGGAGUAACCUUCAACAAUCACUCCCUGCACUGGGCCUUCUUUUUUUUUUAUCUCCAAAACAACUAACUGCUACUCAACAACAGUUUUCAGUGCAAUGGUUUGAGUAGAUACACUCAGUUGUCCUCUUCAUGAACAAUGUGUGAAAACUGCGCCGAGCUGGUGGAGGUUUUAAAUGAAUUAUCUGAUGCAGAUGGCAGUGAAGGAGGCUUCCAGCUGAAGAAGGAACAUGCACUGCGAGUGCUGGGCUACAUCAGCUCCUGGUCACAGAGGCAAUGUCUGUGCUGCUUCAAGGAGUACAAGCAUUUGGAGGUCUUUAAUCAGCUGGUUUACGCCCUCAUUAACCUGGUCAUCACUCAGAUCAACAACCUGAGAAACCAGCUUUGCAGUGCCCAGAACCUCACGCACAAAGGGUCUGACUGGGCUGGAGGUGAGUCUGCACCCAGCCUGCUCCCCCAGCCGUCCUCCCCGGGGGAAGAUGAACCUGUUAAUGUGGAAAGGGACUCUGCUGAAGAGGACACCAACACACCGGACCUAAACCAGAACAAGACUCAAAGCCACGAUCAGGAAAGCAGCCGGCUUGAUGGAGCUCAGGAGGAUCCACUGGGACCUUUGGAUGGUGGCAGUGAGUCUGGUGAGGUGGAGGACGGUGCUGGAGGUGGCGGCGACAACAAUGGUGAAAACCAGCAUCCAUUCAGCUCUUGGACCACAGAGGAGAAAGAAAGGCUGCUGCUAUGUGCGGCCAAGAUUUUUCAGAUACAGUUCCCUCUCUACACAGCCUACAAACACAACACACAUCCCACUAUAGAGGACAUAUCCGCUCAUGAAAGCAACAUCCUGGGCUCCUUCUGUGACAUGAAUGAUGUGGAAGUGCCCCUUCACCUGCUUCGCUACGUCUGUCUGUUCUGUGGGAAACACGGCCUCUCCCUGAUGAAGGAAUGCUUUGAGCUGGGCACACCAGAGACCCUCCCCUUUCCCAUCGCCCAUUCCUUUAUCACUAUCGUCUCAAAUAUACGAAUAUGGUUGCACAUUCCUGCAGUUAUGCAGCACAUCAUACCCUUCCGCACCUACGUAAUACGGUAUCUGUGUAAGCUAUCCGACCAGGAGCUGCGACAGAGUGCCGCCCGCAACAUGGCUGACCUGAUGUGGAGCACGGUGAAGGAGCCGCUGGACAGCGCACUGUGCUUCGACAAGGAGAGCCUGGACCUCGCCUUCAAAUACUUCAUGUCUCCCACACUCACCAUGCGGUUAGCCGGACUCAGCCAAAUCACAAAUCAACUCCACACGUUUAAUGAUGUGUGUAACAACGAGUCACUGGUGUCUGACACAGAAACGUCCAUAGCGAAGGAACUAGCUGACUGGCUAAUCCACAACAAUGUGGUGGAGCACAUAUUCGGACCGAAUUUGCACAUUGAGAUCAUUAAACAGUGCCAAGUGAUCCUGAACUUCCUGGCUGCGGAGGGCCGGCUCAGCACGCAGCAUAUAGACUGUAUAUGGGCUGCAGCUCAGUUGAAACACUGUAGCCGCUACAUUCAUGACCUUUUCCCAUCACUAAUAAAAAACCUGGACCCAGUGCCUCUCCGUCAUGUCCUGAACCUGGUUUCAGGCCUGCAUCCAAGCGCCCAUACUGAGCAGACGUUAUACCUGGCCUCCAUGUUGAUAAAGGCUCUGUGGAACAACGCUCUCGCAGCCAAGGCCCAGCUUUCCAAACAGAGCUCUUUUGCUUCACUGCUAAACACCAACAUCCCUAUGGGGAACAAGAAAGGUUCUCCAGCUGCCAGUCCAGACAGCAGCGAUAACAGUGACACCCAGCACAGCGGAGGCAGCGACAUGGAGAUGGAUGAUCAGAUCAUGGUGACCAGCAACAAGAGGAGCCAGCAGAGGCUGUCAGAUACAGAGGAGUCGAUGCAGGGAAGCUCCGAUGAGACGGGCAACAGUGUGGAGGAGGGGAGCAGCGGUCCAGGUAGCAGCAGCGGACGCAGCGAGGCCUCCAGUAACGAAGCUGCCUCAAGUCGAGCCAGCCAGUCUGGUAGCCCCGGCAGCGAGCUGCACUCUGACGACAUGGCUGACAGUGAGGCCUUGAAGGAGGAGGAGGAAGACGAAGAGGAGGAGGACGAUGAAGAUGAAGAUGAUGAUGAGGAAGAAGAAGACGAUGAAGGAAACAGGUCUACUGCCGAGGAUAGCCAGCAGAAAGAAGGGCGGGAACAUACCGAGACGAGGAAGAGGAAGGCAGGGGAGGCGCUUGGAGAGGGAUCGAGUCACGGUGUGGGGUCCAUUGAAUCGGGGGGAGGAGCUAAAACCAAAGUUCGUCAAUUUAGCCCCGAGACCUCUGCUGUCAUGGUCACAGCGGCAUCGACUUCUUUAGAGGGCCGGACGAGAAUGCUAGACGCCUGCUCUUCAUCAUCUGCUCGGGCUGAGGUGAUGGAGGUCCAGCAGCAGCCGGGGGACAUCAGUCCUUCCCAGAUGGUCCAAGGCCCUCAGGAGCCUGCCUCUCUGCCAAGACCAGGGGACUUCCUUGGAGAGGCCAUGAACAGUGAGCUGUUUAACUGCCACCGAUUCAUCGGCCCACAGCACCACCACCACCACCACCAUCAUCAUCAUCAUCACCACCACCAUGAGGGUCCCAUGGUGGACGACAUGCUGAGUGCUGAUGAUGUCAGCUGCAGCAGCUCCCAGGUCAGUGCCAAGUCCGAGAAAAACAUGGCAGACUUUGACGGGGAGGAGUCAGGCUGCGAGGAGGAGCUGGUCCAGAUCAACUCCCACGCCGAGCUCAGCUCUCACCUCCAGCAGCACCUCCCCAACCUGGCCUCCAUCUAUCAUGAGCACCUGGUGCAAGGUCCAGCUGUUCAUAAACAUCAGUACUCCAGCCAUGCUGUGACUGACAUCAACCUUGAUAAUGUUUGUAAGAAGGGGAAUACCCUGCUUUGGGACCUGGUGCAGGAUGAGGACGCAAUUCAUCUCUCUGAGGGUCUGAUUAAUGAAGCAGAGAAGCUGCUGUGUUCGCUGGUCUGUUGGUUCACUGACAGGCAGAUCCGAAUGCGCUUCAUUGAGGGUUGCCUUGACAACUUGGCCCAUCAUCGGUCCGUUGUGGUUUCCCUGCGCUUACUACCCAAACUUUUUGGCACUUUCCAGCAGUUUGGCUCCAGCUACGACACCCACUGGAUCACUAUGUGGGCCGAGAAGGAGCUGCACAUGAUGAAGCUGUUCUUCGACAACCUCCAACACUACAUCCACGAAGUCCGAGAACACCGGCACAAGUUUGCUCUGUACAGCCACAGUGCAGAGGUCCAGGUCCGCCUGCAGUUCCUCACCUGUGUCUUCUCAACGCUGGGAUCACCGGACCACUUCAGACUAAGUCUGGAACAGGUGGACAUCCUGUGGCACUGUCUGGUAGAAGACGCUGAAUGUUACGAUGACGCGCUCCACUGGUUCCUGAAUCAGGUUCGCAGCAAGGACCAGCACGCCAUGGGCAUGGAGACGUACAAGCACCUCUUUCUGGAGAAGAUGCCUCAGCUGAAACCAGAAACCAUCAGCAUGACGGGCCUCAACCUCUUUCAGCACCUGUGUAACCUGGCUCGUCUGGCCACCAGCACCCUGGAUAACGCCUCCAGCUGCGAGCUGUGUGGGAUGGACCAGCUGUGGGGGAUCGCUCUGAGAGCUCAGUCUGCUGACAUCUCCCGCGCUGCCAUCCAGUACAUCAACUCCUACUACAUCAAUGCUGGUAAGACGGGGCUAGAGAAGGAGCAGGAGUUUAUCAGGAAGUGUAUUGAGAGCCUCCUGAUGGCCUCAGCCAACCUGGAAAAGGAGGCUCACUCUAGCCUGACCAGCAUCGAGAGGGGUCUGCUCAUGCUCAAAACGCACCUUGAGGCCUUCCGACGCAGGUUUGCGUAUCACCUUCGGCAGUGGCAGAUCGAGGGGACGGGAAUUAGCAGCCAUCUGAAAGCUCUGAGUGACAAACAGUCUCUGCCUCUCAGGAUCGUCUGUCAGCCUGCUGGCCUUCCUGACAAGAUGCCUGAGGCUUUGUACAGGCAAUGGAAAACCACAACAGAUGUAGGAGACACAGCGAACAUGAGACAGAAGAUGACCAUUGAGAUGUAUCCCAGUGAUCAGGUUGCUGACCUCCGAGCUGAGGUGACCCACUGGUACGAGAACCUGCAAAAGGAGCAGAUGAACCAGCAGGCUCAGCUGCAGGAGUUUGGGCAGAGCGGCCGGCAGCAAGGAGACUUCCCAGGAGGUUUGAUGGGCCCAGUUCGAAUGAUCUCCUCUGGCCAUGAGCUCACUACAGAUUAUGAUGAAAAGACUCUGCAUGAGCUGGGAUUUAAAGACAUGCAGAUGGUGUUUGUUUCUCUGGGUGCUCCGCGGAGGGAAAGGAAGGGGGAGGGCAUCCAGCUGCCGGCCUCCUGUCUGCCUCCCCCUCAGAAGGAGCACAUCCCCAUGCUGCUGCUCCUCCAGGAGCCACACCUCACCACACUAUUCGAUCUGCUCGAGAUGCUAGCAUGUUUCAAACCUCCCAGUCCCAACACAGAGAAGCUCCAGGACAGCCCAGAAAGUGCACGCUGCGAGGAGCUUCACCUCCAUGCAGAGAAUCUGUCCCGUCGAGUUUGGGAGCUGCUCAUGCUUCUUCCUACGUGUCCCAAGAUGCUGCAGGCCUUCCAAAACAUCUCAGACGAAACAAAUAGUGAAGGUCUUUGUUGGAAGGAACUGCUGAGGAUCAAAAGUCCCCACAAGCUGCUCUACGCUCUGGAGAUCAUCGAGGCUCUGGGCAAACCCAACAGACGCAUCCACAGAGAAUCAACGGGAAGCUACAGCGAUCUGUACCCAGACUCUGACGACUCCAGUGAAGAUCAGAUAGAAAACAGCAAGAACACCUGGAGCUGCAAGUUUGUUUCUUCUGGAGGUCUGCAGUUGCUCCUGGAGAUCUUCAACUCUGGCAUCCUUGAACCCAAAGAUCAGGAGUCCUGGACUGUGUGGCAGCUGGACUGCCUUGCCUGCCUGCUGAAGCUGAUCUGCCAGUUUGCAGUGGACCCUGCAGACCUGGACCUAGCCUACCAUGACGUCUUUUCCUGGUCUGGCCUUGCUGACAGCCAACGCAAGCGGGCGUGGCCUGGAAAAUCCCGUAAAUCCACUGGGGAACAUGGAAAAGGCCUGCACAUCCCUCGCCUUACAGAGGUCUUCCUCAGUCUCGUCCAGAGCACCAACCUGAUUCAGCGGCUCAUCAACGUGGCCUACACUUACGACAACCUCGCACACAGAGUUCUAAAGGCUCAGUCGGACCACAGGUCUCGUCAUGAAGUGACACACUACUCAAUGUGGCUACUGGUGAGCUGGGCCCACUGCUCAUCCACUGUGAAGUCCAGUCUGGCUGAUAGUGACCACCUCCAUGAUUGGCUCAAGAAGCUCACGCUGCUGGUACCUGAGCCGGCAGUGAGGCACGAGGCAUGUAACGGCCUCUACAAGCUCUCUCUGUCUGGUUUGGAGGGUGGAGAGUCCAUCAACAGGUCAUUUCUUCUCCUUGCUGCCUCCACACUGCUGAAGUUUCUGCCUGAUGCUCAGGCCCUUAAACCACUAAGGGUGGAGGAUUAUGAAGAGGACCCUCUGUUGCGGACCGGCUGUAAGGAGUACUUCUGGCUACUCUGCAAGCUCAUCGAUAACAUCCAUGUUAAAGAUGCCAGCCAGAAGGUCUCUCCUUCUCUGUCGCUGACUGGCUCGCUGCAGACCACCCUCCUGGACCUUGACGCUCUCGCCCGGCACCUUGCCGACUGCAUAAGGAGCCGAGAGAUCCUGGACCAGCAGGAUGGGAACAUUGAGGACGACGGGCUGACGGGCCUCCUACGUCUAGCCACCAGUGUUCUCAAGCACAAGCCUCCGUUCAAGUUCUCCCGGGAGGGACAGGAGUUCCUGCGGGAUGUCCACAACCUCCUCUUCCUCCUCCCCAGCCUGGCCGACCGUGCUCAGCCCAAAUGCAAGUCCCACUCUGCCAGAGCGGCUGCCUACGACCUGCUGGUGGAGAUGGUGAAGGGCUCAGUGGAGAAUUACCGGCUGCUCCACAACUGGGUCAUGUCGCAGCACAUGCAAUCCUCUCAUGCCCCGUAUAAGUGGGACUACUGGCCCCACGAUGAUGUCCGGGCAGAGUGCCGCUUCGUUGGACUUACAAACCUUGGAGCAACCUGCUACAUGGCUUCCACCAUUCAGCAGCUGUACAUGAUCCCUGAGGCCCGCCAAGCCGUCUUCACGGCAAAGUACUCUGAAGAGAUCAAACACAAGACCACACUGCUGGAGCUGCAGAAGAUGUUCACCUAUCUCAUGGAGAGUGAGAGGAAGGCGUACAACCCUCGACCGUUCUGUAAAACCUACACUAUGGACAAACAGCCUCUGAACACCGGCGAGCAGAAAGACAUGACGGAGUUCUUCACCGACCUCAUCACCAAGAUAGAAGAAAUGUCCCAGGAGCUGAAAAACACGGUCAAGACUCUGUUUGGAGGCGUCAUCACCAACAAUGUUGUUUCCUUGGAUUGUGACCAUGUCAGUCAGACUGCAGAGGAGUUUUACACAGUCAGAUGUCAAGUGGCAGAUAUGAAGAACAUCUAUGAGUCUCUGGACGAGGUGACUAUCAAGGACACGUUGGAAGGUGACAACAUGUAUACCUGCUCGCAGUGUGGAAAGAAGGUCCGCGCAGAGAAAAGAGCUUGCUUCAAGAAACUCCCACGGAUCUUGAGCUUCAACACCAUGAGGUACACCUUCAACAUGGUGACCAUGAUGAAGGAGAAGGUGAACACACACUUCUCGUUUCCGCUGCGCCUUGACAUGACUCCCUACACAGAGGACUUCCUCAUGGGCAAAGGAGAGCGCAAAGAGGGUUUCCGGGACGAGGGUGAACCAAACGUCAAUGAGAGCUACGAGUACGACCUCAUUGGUGUCACCGUACACACAGGCACAGCAGACGGCGGUCAUUACUACAGCUUCAUCAGGGACAUCGUCAACCCCCACGCCUACAAGAACAACAAGUGGUACCUGUUCAAUGAUGCAGAGGUGAAACCCUUUGACUCUGCCCAACUGGCCUCUGAGUGCUUCGGAGGAGAGAUGACGACUAAAACCUACGAUUCUGUCACUGACAAGUUUAUGGACUUCUCCUUUGAGAAGACGCACAGUGCCUAUAUGCUCUUCUACAAGAGAGUGGAGCUGGAGGAAGAAAACGGAAAAGAUUUUAGUCUUGAUGUCUCUCCUGAUCUACUUGAGUGGAUUUGGCACGACAACAUGCAGUUUCUGCAGGACAAAAACAUCUUUGAGCACACGUAUUUUGGGUUCAUGUGGCAGCUGUGUAGCAGUAUCCCCAGCACCUUACCGGACCCUAAAGCUGUCUCCCUCAUGACUGCCAAGCUCAGCACAUCGUUUGUUCUUGAGACCUUUAUUCACUCUAAAGAAAAGCCCACCAUGCUGCAGUGGAUCGAACUUCUCACCAAGCAGUUCAACAACAGCCAGGCAGCCUGUGAGUGGUUCUUGGAUCGGAUGGCUGAUGAUAACUGGUGGCCGAUGCAGAUCCUUAUAAAGUGCCCCAAUCAGAUCGUCAGACAGAUGUUCCAGAGGUUGUGUAUCCAUGUCAUCCAGAGGCUACGGCCAGUUCAUGCCCACCUCUACCUGCAGCCUGGAAUGGAGGAUGGCUCCGAUGACAUGGACGGCCCUGUGGAAGACAUUGGAAGUCGAUCCUGUGUUACUCGAUUCGUCAAGACCUUGCUGUCCAUAAUGGAGCACGGCGUCAAGCCACACAGCAAACACCUGACCGAGUACUUCGCCUUUCUUUACGAGUUCGCCAAGAUGGGGGAGGAAGAGAGUCAGUUCUUGUUGUCACUACAAGCCAUCUCCAUCAUGGUGCACUUUUACAUGGGAACCAAAGGUCCUGAAAAUCCUCAGGUGGAAGUACUGUCAGAGGAGGAGGCAGAGGAGGAGGAUGAAGAGGAGGACAUUUUGUCUUUAGCAGAGGAGAAAUACCGUCCAGCUGCUCUGGAGAAGAUGAUUGCGCUGAUUGCUUUGCUUGUGGAGCAGUCCCGCUCUGAGAGACAUCUGACUCUGUCCCAAAGCGACAUGGCAGCCCUGACUGGAGGGAAAGGCUUUCCCUUCUUGUUCCAGCACAUCAGAGACGGCAUCAACAUCAGACAGACCUGCAACCUCAUCUUCAGCCUCUGUCGCUAUAACAACCGUCUGGCUGAACAUAUUGUGUCGAUGCUCUUCACCUCCAUUGCCAAGCUUACUCCUGAGGCUGCCAAUCCUUUCUUCAAGCUGCUAACAAUGUUGAUGGAGUUCGCAGGCGGACCUCCAGGGAUGCCUUCCUUCGCCUCCUACAUCCUUCAAAGAAUCUGGGAAGUGAUCGAGUACAAUCCAUCCCAGUGUCUGGAUUGGCUGGCCGUCCAGACUCCCAGGAACAAAUUGGCUCACAGCUGGGUGCUGCAGAACAUGGAGAACUGGGUGGAACGUUUCCUUCUGGCACACAACUACCCCCGAGUCCGCACAUCUGCUGCGUACCUCCUGGUCUCCCUCAUCCCCAGUAAUUCCUUCCGCCAGAUGUUUCGCUCCACACGCUCCCUCCACCUGCCCACCCGUGAGCUGCCGCUGUCUCCUGACACCACUGUGGUGUUGCAUCAGGUCUACAACCUGCUACUGGGGCUUCUUGGUCGGGCCAAGCUGUAUGUGGACGCCAGCGUUCACGGGACCACCAAACUGGUGCAGUAUUUCAGCUUCAUGACCUACUGCCUCAUCUCUAAGACAGAGAAACUCAUGUUCUCUGGUUACUUCAUGGAUCUGUGGAACCUCUUCCAGCCAAAACUAUCAGAGCCAGCCAUCGCCACUAACCACAACAAGCAGGCGCUGCUGUCUUUCUGGUACAACGUGUGUGUAGACUGUCCUGAGAAUGUCAGGCUCGUGGUGCAGAACCCUGUGGUGACAAAGAACAUUGCCUUCAAUUACAUUUUGGCUGAUCACGACGACCAGGAGGUGGUGCUGUUUAACCGAGGCAUGCUGCCAGCCUAUUACGGCAUCCUGCGAAUGUGCUGCGAGCAGUCGCCCACCUUCACCCGCCAGCUGGCGUCGCACCAGAACAUCCAGUGGGCCUUCAAGAAUCUGACGCCGCAUGCCAGCCAAUAUCCUGGGGCGGUGGAAGAGCUGUUCAACUUGAUGCAGCUGUUUGUGGCGCAGCGUGCCGACAUGAAGGAGGAAGAGCUGGAGGACAUCAAACAAUUUAAGAAAACCACCAUCAGCUGCUACCUGCGAUGCCUGGAUGGACGCUCCUGCUGGACCACUCUCAUCAGUGCCUUCCGAGUUCUGCUGGAGAACGAUGAGGACCGACUCCUGGUUGUGUUCAACAGAGGACUCGUCCUCAUGACUGAGUCUUUCAACACCCUGCACAUGAUGUACCAUGAGGCCACGGCAUGCCACGUUACUGGAGACUUGGUGGAGCUGCUCUCCAUCUUUCUGUCCGUCCUCAAGUCCACCCGGCCGUACCUGCAGCGCAAAGAUGUGAAGCAGGCUCUGAUCCAGUGGCAGGAGAGGAUUGAUUUUGCUCACAAGCUGCUUACUCUGCUCAACUCCUACAGCCCUCCUGAGCUGCGGAACGCCUGCCUUGAUGUGCUCAAGGAACUUGUGCUGCUGAGUCCACAUGACUUCCUGCACACCCUGGUGCCAUUCCUGCAGCACAACCACUGCACCUACCAUCACAGCAACAUCCCCAUGUCAUUUGGCCCCUACCUGCCCUGCAGAGAGAACAUCAAGCUGAUGGGGGCCAAAAACAACAUCCGACCUCCCAGACCAGAGCUCAACAUGUGUCUGUUGCCCUCAUUGGUGGAGAGCAGCAAGGGUAAAGACGAGGUGUAUGACGGGAUGCUGCUGGACUACUUCUUGUCCUACCAUCAGUUCAUUCACCUCCUGUGUCGCGUUGCCAUCAACUGCGAGAAGUUUACUGAUACACUCGUCAAACUAAGUGUGCUGAUAGCUUAUGAGGGACUUCCUCUUCAUCUUGCUCUCUUCCCCAAACUGUGGACAGAACUUUGUCAGUCACAGUCUGUUAUGGCUAAAACCUGUGUGAAACUGCUGUGUGACGACCCAGCCUUCAGCGAGUACAUCAAAUGUAUCCUGAUGGACGAGAGGACAUUUCUCAACAAUAACGUGGUCUACUCCUUCCUCACCUGCUUCCUGCCCAAGAUCCAGGUGCUGUCUGGUCCUAGCUGCUCCAACUUGAUCAGUGUUUUAGUGAUGAACCUGCUGACGGAGCAAAGCAACCUUCAGCCUGAGCUGGCAGUUCAUCGUGUGGAACUGAACAAGACCAGCAGCCUGCUCAAUGCUGACCUGAGGGCGCUGGUGUUGCUGCUGUCCAUCCAGCCGCCUCCAAACAUUGACCCCUCCCUCUGCCCAGCCCUGCAGGAGCUGCUGGGUCGCUGUCGUCUUUGUCUCCAACAACGCAGUGUCCUGGAGCUGGAGGCCAGGGACCAUAAAUCCAAAGCUGAGGAUGACGGAGCAACCCCGGUGAAACGACGCAGGAUGAGCAGCGACGAUGACAGAGCAGGGAAUGCAGCUGCUGCCCUCUGCAUGACCUCCUCUUCCUCUUCAACUCUCCCUGUCUGCAAUGAGCCAAAGCCUGACCACCAGGAGGCUCUGACGCCCACCAGCACCUCAGACACCGAGACGCGAGACUCUUCUUCUUUAAUAGACCCUGGUACUGAGCAGGAUCCUCCCUCUCCUGAACCCACGCCGGCCACUUCCAGAAAUCUGGACUCCUCUUUGAAAGAGGAGAAGAUGGAGGCCUCCUCCUCCUCCUCAUCCUCCUCUUUCUCCUCCUCCUCAUCUUCCUCCCUGCUGCAGGAAGCAGGGGAGGGGUUUGUUCAGGGGGAGGAGCCUGAAGUGCAGCAACCUGUAGGGACAACUGAAGAGCAGGAAGAGGAGCAGCCACAGGGACAGAGAGGUGAACCACCAUCUGCCUCCUCUGGGGACAUGAAGGAGGUGGUGGCUAAGAGCAGCAGUGGUGCCGCUCUGACACUCCCAGAGGAGGAAACUGCAUUGCCGUCGGCCCUCAGGCUGGUGGGAGAGGGACCAGACGGCACCGGGAGCCACAGCUCUCCCUCACAGGUCAUUCUGAGUGGUGGCCCUCCACCUGACAUGCUGGACAUGCUGUACAGGACAGUGGAAGCCACUAUUGCCAUAGUUACCAAACUGUCUGUUAAAGCGUUGCCCUCUUCAUGAUAUCAUCAACACAAAGCCACCUGGAGUCCUCCGCCAAUACACACUGCGUACCUGUUUCUGCUGUGUCGGUUUCUUCUUCCUCUGCUGUUUCUGCGCUGCUCUUCGUUGCCUUCUGCUGAUGUUCUCUCUGUCAGAUCCUGCAGCUUCGUCGACUCUCACCCUGAUAAAUUAGACGCCACACACAACCCCGCCCCCUUGUGGGGCAACGACGACAACCAGAACACGUACAAGCUGCAGCACAUUGUUUUCCAAGGGCAAAAAAAAAUUUUCGUUUUUGUGCGUGUUUUAUACUGAAUUGAAUUUGUUUUGGAAAGUGAUUUUAUUUUAGGUUUGCUGUAACGGGGAAAGGUUUACACAACUUUUGUCUCCUCUGUAUGUAAUUUAAUUUUAUUGCAUUUUUACUGUGUAUAAACAUGGUCGUCCUCUGUGCCAGUUUUGUACUUUAUGAAUGAGGCAAAAAGAAAGUUGCCUUGACUUUUUUUCUGUGGUUUAAAUAUCCAGAAACUAAGUUUACCUGUUAAUUAAGAGAACCACAAGAAACUUGAUUCUGUAAAGAAUCCACUCUAGCUAUUGCCUGAAGGUUUAUCAGAAACUAUAUAAAUAUCUUUAUAUAUCUAUAUAUAAAUAUAUGAAUAUAAAAAUAUAUAAAAGUGGUGCUUUAUUUGACUGUGGUAAAAAUAAAGCCCCCAUGUUGGACCAGCUGGAGCUUUUAUUUUCCUUUUACUGAAGUACAUUCCACAAGCUGUUGUUUAUUUUGCUUCUUCUGCUGUGUUCUGAUCCUCUCUGAUUUUAUUUUAUUAGAGAAUAAAUUAAUAAAAAACUGUUUUAAUAUGAAGAAUUAUAA
Molecule: messenger RNA, 12228 nt
Organism: Girardinichthys multiradiatus
Lineage: Eukaryota; Metazoa; Chordata; Actinopteri; Cyprinodontiformes; Goodeidae
Gene: usp34
Product: ubiquitin specific peptidase 34
Exons: 79
Coding region: 300-11384 (3694 amino acids)
Biological process (GO): protein deubiquitination
Cellular component (GO): nucleus; cytosol
Molecular function (GO): cysteine-type deubiquitinase activity; cysteine-type endopeptidase activity
Source: RefSeq, a predicted model, not a curated record